AUGGCAGCCACUUCUGACAAGGCAGCUCAAAAUAUUGCUCUCUUGGAUGCGACAGUCGAAUCCACCUCCGACCUGAUUACCCAACUUCUGUCUUCCUUUCCCACCCUUGAAUCCACGAAUCUCAAUGCCACCAACUCCGAGACGAAAGAAAAAGACAAUCAAGCCGUCAAAGACCAGGAGAGGAACACCGUCGAUGCCUUGCAAUUGUCGCGCGACUCGGCGAGCUUGAUCAGAGCGCAUUCCACAAAGCUGUCUCUUCUGAUCAUCAGUGAACCUUUCACCCCCUCUGCCAUCACCACAAUACUGCGAGAACUCGUCGCAGGGCCAUUACCAGGUCUUGCAUCGGCGGUUCAACUUUGCAAUGCAUCGAAAUACACAAAGGCCAUGAGCAACGAGCUUCAUUGGAGGGCGAAGAAUGUUUUCACCGAGCUGCGCACUCUGGUGCAAGCCAUCCCUCGAGAUGGAAAGGUCCUUUCGACUGAUCAGAAAAAUGGGACUGGAGAUACGACGGGGAAAGGAAGCUUGUCGGCGACUGGUGUGGUAUGGGAAGCAUGCGACGCGCUGUUAGGGCUCCACGACCUGGGCGUCGCAGGGUUGAUCAUUAAGAAGACGGAGGAAUACAGGGACCUGGUCAAAGAUGCGCUCGAGGAGCUACAGGAAUGGGGUGAGGAACACUCGGACGAAGAGGAUGAUGAGGGUUCCAUUGCUGCUGUAGAAAGCGACGACGGCGUCGACAUGUCUGCCCAAAAUGCUCUGGACGACAUGUUUGGCUCUCAGCGACAUAUCCCCACGGACGAUCCAGAUAAGAUCAGACCUCGACUCGAAUCGUGUAACAAGCGUCUUCGAAUGAUCGUCCUUAUGUACCAAGCUGUAACCAAGCGGAGGCUGAAGACAUUGCCCACACUCCCCCAUCCGCAACUUCCUGCCGAAUUGGUGGCCAAGUCAAACGAGGAUCCUGGCAUUGCUAACUGCUUGGAUGAAAUUCUGGGAGUUCUGAAGAAAAUACCUGAUGUUACUGAUGAGCUGGCAAGUGCGUUCUAUGAUCUUGACGGUGAAGAGAUUGACAAAAGAAUGGAUCAAUGUUUCUUCACAGCUUUCGCUGCUGUGGAACUGUUGAUAAAAAACUGGGAAGGCGAACAAGACGAAUUUACCAUAUGGGCGAGAAAAUUUCAGCUGGCGAUGAAGAAAGGGUGGUAG
This is a messenger RNA of Glarea lozoyensis ATCC 20868, 1197 nucleotides long. RefSeq lists its product as uncharacterized. Bases 1 to 1197 code for a protein of 398 amino acids. The record is from RefSeq and is a predicted model, not a curated record. Gene Ontology annotation, biological process: regulation of cell cycle. Gene Ontology annotation, cellular component: nucleus. Lineage: Eukaryota; Fungi; Ascomycota; Leotiomycetes; Helotiales; Helotiaceae. The transcript has 2 exons.